AUGUUCUCCGUUGCAUCCUUAUUGACAAUCAUUCUCCUGGCCUUGUCCAUCGCGGCAUCGCCUUUUGAAAUUCGCGACUCCCUCAUCACCCUCCCCAUUUCCAGGAGGUUGAACGUCUCCGAUGGUCCUAUUCAACUCUUGCAGCACGAUCAAGCUCGUGUAGCUGCCCUUAAGGCCGGCCACCAUCUUGGUAGCCCCCCUGUGACAAACGUUGUUGUAAGCUACAUUGCAAAAGUUGGAGUUGGCAGCCCCCCUACAACCUACAACUUGAUUGUCGACACCGGUAGCUCGAACACAUGGGUUGGUGCCGGCACUGCGUACGUGAAGACCAGUACUAGCGUCAACACUGGUCAGCCUGUGGCAGUCGGCUAUGGUUCUGGCUCCUUCUCUGGAACUGAGUACACCGACACCGUCACUCUCGGGAGUGGGCUCACCAUCACCAAGCAGUCGAUUGGUGUUGCUUCUACUGCGUCGGGCUUCACCGGUGUUGACGGUAUCCUUGGCAUCGGGCCCGUAGACUUGACCGAGGGUACCUUGACGAAUUCGCCGACAGCGACGAUCCCGACUGUCACUGACAACCUGGACAGCCAAGGCACCAUUUCUCAGAAAGUUGUCAGUGUCUUUUUCGGGCCCACCACUUCGCAGACAAUCACCAAUGGAGAGCUCACCUUCGGUGGAACUGAUGCUGCCAAGUACACCGGCGAUAUUGGAUACACUCCUUCCACCACCACCAGCCCUGCAUCGACCUAUUGGGGUAUCGACCAGAGCAUCACCUACGGCUCCACGACGAUCUUGUCCUCCACUGCUGGUAUCGUCGAUACUGGCACCACCUUCCUUUACAUUGCCACCGAUGCCUAUACCAAGUACAAGUCUGAAACCGGUGGUACUGUGGAUGGGGCGACUGGUCUCCUCUCCGUUUCUUCUGCCAAGUACAGUGCACUCAAGAACCUGAACUUCCAUAUUGGCAGUAAUACCUACACUCUCACCCCUAACGCCCAAAUCUGGCCUCGUUCUCUCAAUACCAAUAUUGGUGGUAGUAGCAAAGCUAUAUAUCUCAUCGUUUACGAUAUUGGCACGGACACUGGCGCAGGGUUUGAUUUUGUUAACGGCUACACGUUCCUCGAGCGCUUCUACUCUGUGUUCGAUACCACUAACUCCCGUGUCGGUUUUGCCACAACGUCGUACACUGAUGCCACCACCAACUAA
Messenger RNA from Suillus subalutaceus, 1206 nucleotides. RefSeq names its product aspartic peptidase domain-containing protein. Gene Ontology annotation, biological process: proteolysis. Bases 1 to 1206 code for a protein of 401 amino acids. Gene Ontology annotation, molecular function: aspartic-type endopeptidase activity. NCBI's taxonomy places the organism in Eukaryota, Fungi, Basidiomycota, Agaricomycetes, Boletales, Suillaceae. The record is from RefSeq and is a predicted model, not a curated record. The transcript has 6 exons.